AUGAGGAUUAUUACAGCUACUAUUGCAAGAUGUCAACAGUGUCGAUGUAUUCCUGGAGAUCCAUGCUGGCCAUCAUUGUCAGAUUGGGCUGCUUUCAAUGAGACAGUGGAAGGGCGGCUAAUUACUACUAUACCCUUAGCUUCAUUAUGCCAUGAACCGUUCUACGAUGAAGUCAAAUGCACAACCCUAAAACAGGAUUGGCCAUAUGCUCAAACACAUAUUCCGUCUUCCUCGUCGGUGUUGGCUCCGCUAGCCCAGAACCAGAGCUGCGACCCUUUCACACCUCCAGAAUCAGCAUGUCGACUAGGCAAUUAUCCCGCCUAUGCCGUGAAUGCCUCAAACGCAGAUCAUGUUGCCGCUACAUUACGGUUUGCCCGCGAGCAGAACAUACGUCUCAUUAUUAAGAGCACUGGUCACGAUCUCCUUGGGAAGAGUAGUGGCGCUGGUUCCUUAUCUAUAUGGAUGCGCUCGUUCCAAAAUUUAACUAUUACCGAAAACUACUAUGGCAGUAACACUUACAAUGAGUAUCAUGGCCCCGCUAUUCAGAUUGAGCCUGGCGUGCUCACUUACCAAGCACUAGAGGCAGCCCAGAAAGCUGGGCUCCGCGUCGUGAGCGGUACUUGCACUACAGUCGCCAUAGGUGCCGGGUACGUCCAGGGAGGUGGCCACUCCAUCCUCAGUUCUAAAUACGGACUCGCCGCUGAUAAUGUUCUGGAGUGGGACGUAAUGACAGCAGAUGGCCAGCGAAUUACAGCCACCCCGUUUCUAAAUAGCGAUCUCUACUGGGCACUUAGUGGUGGUGGGCCAGGUGUUUUCGCCGUCGUCCUUAGUGUAACCGUCAAGGCUUUUCCAGACGGUACGGUUGUGGGCGCAGGUGUGACGUUCAAUUUAACAUCGGCGCCUAGUGAGGACGCUUUCUGGUCCGCAGUGGAAUCUUUACACGCCUCUAUGCCGGCGUGGCUUGAGCAGAACGCUACGGCAAGCUAUGUAAUCGCGGGUGGUAUACUUACAUUACAACCACUCACACUACCCGACGGAUCCGUUGAUAAAGCCCGCGACCUCAUUCAGCCUCUCCUAUCUAAUCUUACAUCACUCAAGAUCCCGUAUACAUACAACAUAACAUCCUUUCCCACUUUCCUUGACCUCUACACUACAUAUUAUGGACCACUACCAUAUGGGCCGUACGGUGCCUCCGAGGUCCAAGUCUCGCGGUUACUCCCAUACUCCAUUAUAACUGACAGUCAUAAGACGAAAACCCUAGUAGAUACACACCGCAAUAUCACCGCCUUGGAUAGCUCGUUUUGGAUUGUUGGGACAGCAUUGUCGCUCCCACAGAUACCGUCCGCCGCUCCUUCCAACGCAGUCUUGCCGGCGUGGCGCGACGCCGCAAUCCACCAGAUGAUAGUUUCUAUAUGGGACUGGGAAGUUCAAUGGCAGACAAACCUACAGAAGCAGAACAUUUUGGUCAACACAGUGCUUCCUACACUACGAGAUCUAUCGCCUGGGUCUGGAACAUAUAUGAAUGAGGGAAACUCCGACCAAGUAGAUUGGAAGGAAGCUUUCUACGGGGUAAACUAUAAGAGACUUGAGGAUAUCAAAGAAAAGUGGGAUCCCACUGAUGUAUUUUACGCUCAUACGGGUGUUGGGAGUAGUGAUUGGGGACUAGAUCACGAAGGAAGGCUAUGUACAAAAGGGAGGGACGCUUAG
Daldinia vernicosa is the source of this 1707-nucleotide messenger RNA. RefSeq names its product FAD binding domain-containing protein. The transcript is spliced from 4 exons. Bases 1 to 1707 code for a protein of 568 amino acids. Gene Ontology annotation, molecular function: FAD binding; oxidoreductase activity. NCBI's taxonomy places the organism in Eukaryota, Fungi, Ascomycota, Sordariomycetes, Xylariales, Hypoxylaceae. The record is from RefSeq and is a predicted model, not a curated record.